CCCCCCCCCCCAACCUCUCCCUCCGCGCCAUGGAGCCCAAGAAAACCACGGUGUGGGGAAACCUGCGGCAGAAAGCCAAGCCGCUGUUCCGGAACAUCAGGAAGGGGAAGCUGAACGGCCGAGGCCUGGGGAAGAAGCAGCCCCUGAGCCACCGGCUCAGCAUGUCCGUCCCCGAUCUCCGGUGCACCGAGGACCCGCCCGCCGACGUGCCCGGCGCCUUCUUUCUCCUCGACGACGACGACGACGACGACGACGGCGGCCUGUCCUUGAGCGGCUCCUCCUGCACCUCGGUCCCCGGGGCCGCCGAGAGAGUUCCCGCGCCGACCGCGGCGAAGAACGGGGAGGCGGCGCCAGCGAAGAGAGAGGUUUUAGCCGAAGGGAGGAGGCCUGCGGACAGGUGGACUCCGCCCACAGAGAGACUGACCGUCGACAAACCGGCCGCGCCCACAGAAAAGGCGACCGCGCCCACGGGCAGGCCGCACAAGCUUGUGCAAAGACUGGUCAUCCGAGCGGAUAAGCGGAUCAUGCCGGCAGAGAGCCUGACCGAUACCACCGACAGCCUGACCGUGGCCUCAGAGAGAGCGACCGUGCCAGCAGCGACCGUGACCGCGCCAGCAGAGACGGCGACCGUGCCGGAUGAAAGGGUGACCGCGCCUGUGGACAGGGUUACCGCACUUUCCGAAACCAUGACCGUGACUUCAGAAGGAACAGAUGAGCCCACGGGCAAACUGACCGUGCCGGCAGAGAGAGCAGCCCCGUCAGCUGAAAGAGUGACCGCGCCCGUGGAGGCGGCGACCGCGGCGUCAGAAAGACCGAACGAGGCCACUGACGAACUGACCGUGCCCGUGGAAAGAGUGGCCUCACCCGUGGAAAGAGUGGCCUCGCCCGUGGAAAGAGUGACCUCGCCCGUGGAAAAGUUGACCAUGUUCUCAGAAGGAACAAACGAGCCCGCUGACAAACUGACCGCGCCGGCUGGGACCGGGACCGGGACCGCGCCAGCCGAAAAGGCGACGGCGCACACCGACAGGCUGUCCGCGCUGCAGCAAAAGCUGGCCGGGCUGGCGCACCGCGUCCGUGCCGACCGCCAGCCCCGGGCGCCCGCCAGCGCCAGCGCCAACCCCAGCCCCAGCCCCUCCCCUCGGCCCAAACGGAUCUACUCCUUCGGCGACGCGGAGCCCGAGCUCUGGAGGCGGAAGGAGCCGAGCGGCGCCGAGCUCCUCGCCACUCAGCUGGAGGAGGCCGAGAUGGACUCCUCAGAGGACAGCAACGAGAUCAAGGAUGGCAGCGAGCUUGACCCCACCGCCAUGCCGGAGGAUCAGGUGUCUAAGGGGGCCGGUGAGGGCACGCCGACCCCGGGGCAGAAGACCUUCUACCUCCUCACCAUAACCCUGAAGGAGGGCAAGAACCUGGUGAUACGGGAUCGCAAUGGCACAAGUGAUCCAUACGUCAAAUUCAAACUGGACGGCAAGAUGUUCUACAAAAGCAAAGUCGUCUACAAAAACCUCAACCCCACGUGGAACGAAUCCUUCUCUUGUGCUGUCAAGGACCUGGAUCAGAGCCUCCAUCUCAGGGUGUACGACCGGGACCUGACCACCGAUGACUUCAUGGGUGCCACCAGCGUCAAGCUGAGCGACCUCGAACUGGACAAGACCUGUGAGGUGGUGCUCCCCCUAGAGGACGCAAACAGUAUUGAGGACGACAUGGGCACCAUUCACAUGGACAUGAAUCUGGCAGUGAGAGAUGCAGAGCCUAAAAGAAACAGAUGGCUAAGGAGGAAAAGAAGCAUUAAGGCUGCCGGGCGAGCCCAGGCCCUGCAGAAUUCGGUGGACCUCCUGAGGAAGAGCCAGCUGUGGAGUUCGGUGGUGGGCGUGACCCUGGUGGAGGGGAAGGACUUUCCUGAGGACGGCCUGGGGGACGUGUUUGUGCGCUUCAGGCUGGGAGACCAGAAGUACAAGAGCAAGUACCUCUGCCGGCAGGCCAACCCGCAGUGGCGAGAGCACUUCGACUUCAACCAGUUCCAGGAUGGCCCCGAACUGCUGGAGGUGGAGGUUCUGGCUAAGGAUGGAAGGAAGUUUGAGGAGUGCUUGGGAGUGUGUGACGUGGAUCUGGCGCGCGUGCCCGUCGGGCAGUCUCAGCUGUACACGCGUGUGCUGGGUCACGGAAAGGGCAGGCUGGUCUUCCUGGUCUCUCUGACACCCUGCACGGGGGUGUCCAUCUCAGACCUGUGCACCCCCCCGCUGGACGAGCCGUGUGAGAGAGAGUCCCUGCAGGAGAGAUACUGCUUGAGGAACUCCUUCCAGAACACGCGAGACGUGGGCUUCCUCCAGGUGAAGGUCAUCAAAAGCACGGACCUGCUGGCGGCGGAUCUGAACGGGAAGAGCGAUCCUUUCUGCGUGCUGGAGCUGGGGAACGACAGGCUGCAGACUCACACCAUCUACAAGAACCUCAACCCCGAGUGGAACCAGGUUUUUACCUUCCCAGUCAAAGACAUUCACGAUGCCCUGGAGGUGACCGUUUAUGACGACGAUCGGGACAAAGCGCCGGACUUCCUGGGCAAAGUGGCCAUCCCUUUGCUUUCGAUUCACAACGGUGAACAGAUCCCCUACCAGCUGAAGAGAGAGGACCUGGACAGGCCGUACAAGGGCAGCAUAACCUUGGAGCUGGAGGUUCUGUAUAACCCCGUUCGAGCAAGCAUCAAAACCUUCCAACCCCAGCAGAAUAAAUUCAUGGAGGAUGACCCAAAGUUUUCCAAAAAGGUGCUGGCGCGGGACGUGUACCGUGUGAGGAAGAUCACGCGCGCCGUGCUCUACACGCUGCAGUACAUCAAGAGCUGCUUCCAAUGGGAGAGCACGCAGAGGAGUGCCAUCGCCCUGGUGAUCUUCGUCUUCACGGUGUGGCACUGGGAGUUCUUCAUGCUGCCGCUCUUCCUCUUCCUCCUCAUCGUUUGGAACUACGUCCAGGUCGCCACCGGGAAGGUCAACAGCACCCCCGACUUGGAAGCCAUUGACGUAGGAGAUGAUGAAGAGGAAGAGGAGAAGGAUGGAGAGAAAAGAGGACUGAGGGACAAGAUUCACAUGAUUCAGGAGAUUGUGGUGACCGUUCAGAACCUUCUGGGAGAACUCGCAUGCAUUGGGGAAAGAAUCAAAAACACUUUCAACUGGUCGGUGCCGUUUCUGACCAUCCUGGCCGGCCUGGUCCUCCUGGUGGUGACAGUGCUGACGUUCUUCAUCCCCCUGCGCUACAUUGUUCUAAUAUGGGGUAUUAACAAAUUUACCAAGAAGCUUCGGAAGCCGUACGCCGUGGACAGCAGCGAAGUGCUGGACUUCCUCAAGCGCGUGCCGUCCGACGUUCAGAAGGUGCAGCACCUGGAGCUGAGAGCCACCAGCAGCCAGACGCCCGCCAGGAAGAAGCGCUGAAGGCUGCCGGCCCGGGGAAGACUCCACCCGAGGGCGCCAAGGACUGUCACUGCACUCACCGCCAUUCGCUCUGCAAAGAACGUCAGCUGCACUCACCGCCAUUCGCUCUGCAGAGAACGUCAACCCCGCCGUAACGCGUACAAACACUGAGGCUUCCCGGCUAUCUGCGUUUAGCACUGCAUCAGCGCUGCCAACCGGAAACACUUCUCACUUUACAAUGUGGCUGGUGUUUAACUUCAUUUACAGCGUUCCUGGUGGGGUGUUUACAUUCUCACAGCUCCUGCUGUUAUUGCUGCAUUGACAUUCCAGCACAUUUUGGCGUAAUAAAAAUCUCAAGGAAACUCUUCCUAACAACUGGAAAACGUGGUAAUUGUUUUAAACGUGUAAUUGAAAGAUUGAUUCUUCCAAAAUGUUGAGAGCACCGCCAACUAAAGCUUGUUUAAAAAAAUUGCUCAUCCCAAAAAUACUCUAAAGCAUCUGAAUAUACUUUAUAUAAAAAUAUUUGCAUCUAACAUUAAAAGCCGUACUAUUUAAUUGGGGGUAAGAGGGUGGGAUUAAUAACCAUACUCCUUUUAAAAAUAUUCUCCUUUUUAAAUCGUAUCAAUAAUGCUGGUGCUGACCAUGAACAAGGAACUGUAUUCUGUAUUGUAUGCAGUAAUGCACUGUUUGCCUAUUAGUUAAAAUGCCACAGAAUAUUGCUGAGGGUUCUGUGGCAAAUGUGAGGGAUUUAUUUACCAUGUAAUUAUAAUUUUAUAUAAGACAUAUUCAAUAACACGGAUUAUUUUCAUCACCAUUUUACAGCACCUAUUGAUAUUAAAUUGAAUGCUAAAUAUGGUUUUAUGGAUGAACAUGUUGAUGGUUUUAUGUUUAUAUUCUCUGAUGUGUCCGAAUGUACGGAUUUGCUGUAAAUACGUUUAUAAAGAAAUAGGAAACGGG
Messenger RNA from Anguilla anguilla (European eel), 4352 nucleotides. It is a transcript of the gene mctp2a, whose product is annotated as multiple C2 domains, transmembrane 2a. The record is from RefSeq and is a predicted model, not a curated record. NCBI's taxonomy places the organism in Eukaryota, Metazoa, Chordata, Actinopteri, Anguilliformes, Anguillidae. The transcript is spliced from 23 exons. Gene Ontology annotation, biological process: regulation of neurotransmitter secretion. Gene Ontology annotation, cellular component: synaptic vesicle membrane. Gene Ontology annotation, molecular function: calcium ion binding. The coding region runs from base 30 to 3416 and encodes 1128 amino acids.